This is a messenger RNA of Gracilinanus agilis (Agile Gracile Mouse Opossum), 727 nucleotides long. RefSeq names its product ribosomal protein L15 (gene RPL15). Gene Ontology annotation, cellular component: ribosome; cytosolic large ribosomal subunit. Lineage: Eukaryota; Metazoa; Chordata; Mammalia; Didelphimorphia; Didelphidae. The record is from RefSeq and is a predicted model, not a curated record. The transcript is spliced from 4 exons. Gene Ontology annotation, molecular function: RNA binding; structural constituent of ribosome. Gene Ontology annotation, biological process: cytoplasmic translation. Bases 58 to 672 code for a protein of 204 amino acids.
UGUGGGAAGGCGGACUCUUCCUUUCCGGUCGGUGGCAGCCAUCAGGCAGGUGCCAACAUGGGGGCCUACAAGUAUAUCCAGGAGCUGUGGAGGAAGAAGCAGUCGGACGUGAUGCGCUUCCUGCUGCGGGUGCGCUGCUGGCAGUACCGCCAGCUGUCUUCCCUGCACCGCGCCCCGCGGCCCACCAGACCCGACAAGGCCAGGCGUCUGGGCUACAAGGCCAAGCAAGGUUAUGUCAUUUACCGAAUUCGAGUGCGCCGUGGGGGGCGAAAGCGCCCAGUUCCCAAGGGGGCAACCUACGGGAAACCUGUGCAUCAUGGUGUCAAUCAAUUGAAGUUUGCCAGGAGCCUUCAAUCUGUAGCAGAAGAGCGUGCUGGUCGCCACUGCGGGGCUCUAAGAGUCUUGAACUCCUACUGGGUGGGUGAAGAUUCAACCUACAAAUUCUUUGAGGUUAUUCUUAUUGACCCAUUCCAUAAAGCUAUCAGACGAAACCCCGACACUCAAUGGAUCACCAAGCCAGUGCACAAACACAGAGAGAUGCGUGGUCUUACCUCAGCUGGCCGAAAGAGCAGGGGUCUUGGAAAAGGUCACAAGUUCCACCAUACAAUUGGGGGAUCUCGCCGUGCUGCUUGGAGAAGGCGCAAUACUCUCCAACUGCAUCGAUACCGUUAAUUUGUGCGCAUUAAUUUGUAAACUAAUUGUUUAAUAAACAAAAUUUAAGACAGUG